This is a messenger RNA of Nomia melanderi (Alkali bee), 3013 nucleotides long. It is a transcript of the gene dpa, whose product is annotated as disc proliferation abnormal. Gene Ontology annotation, biological process: DNA replication; DNA strand elongation involved in DNA replication; mitotic DNA replication initiation. Gene Ontology annotation, molecular function: single-stranded DNA binding; ATP binding; single-stranded DNA helicase activity. The record is from RefSeq and is a predicted model, not a curated record. Gene Ontology annotation, cellular component: nucleus; MCM complex. Lineage: Eukaryota; Metazoa; Arthropoda; Insecta; Hymenoptera; Halictidae.
GUCGACCGUUCGAUUCAGGUAGAGUCCGCUGUGCAUCGGGCCAUUUUUGACAGUGUCGAUAUUUCAGAACGGUAGACGGAAAAAUACAUUGUAUGUACGUCUGUACAUAUCUGAAAUCCGUGGUCUAUCUUUAACAUAAAUAAACAGUAGAUGUCGCUAAAUUUGAACUUUGAUGCUGUUUGAUACCAUUCUUUAUUAUUGAAUAAGAUCAGAAACGCGGGAAAGUGACUUGUGGAUGCUUUUAAAUACUACAGAAAGGUUGGAAUUUUGAAAGAAAUAAUGUCUAGUCCUAGAUCAUCAGGGACAAAUAAUAGUCCAAGUAGAACUCCUAGAAGACAAGCUCAGGGUUCUAGAUCUCCUUCUGUUUUUGGCACGCCGCGUGCUGCAAUUCGCAGUGGAGUCGAAAAUAAUGUGGAAACUCCUUUACGAUGGGGUACCACUGGCACACAACGAAAUGCAGAUGCUGAAAAUCGAACUGCUACAAUUGUUGCUUCCUCGGAACAUGAUAGUGCUGCUGGUUCUGGUGAUCGUCUGACAGAUCACUCAGGACAAAUUAUUGGAUCGGAAACUGGUUUGCAAUUGUCAUCACCAGUAAAUUAUGGUACUCCAAGUUCUUUAGGAUCGAUUCGUACACCAAGGAGUGGAAUUCGAGGUACUCCGAUUCGACAUAGGCCUGAUAUUAAUACAGAUAAACGUUUACGUCAGUUUCCAUUACAAGAACCUAUUCCGGAAGUUCCAAAUGUCCCAGGAACAUCAGAAAGUGAUACAGCUGGGCCUCAUUUGGUUGUAUGGGGAACAAAUGUAGUUAUUAAUCAAUGCAAGGAGCAAUUCAAAUUGUUCUUUCAACAAUUUAUUGAUCCAGAUGCUGAAAAUGAUGAACUACCAGAAAACAUGAAUUUAUCAGAACCAUUAUAUCUUCAAAAGCUAGAAGAAAUACAUACCUUAGAAGAACCAUAUUUAAAUGUUAACUGUGCUCAUGUGAAGUCUUUUGAUCGGCAUAUUUAUCAACAAUUAGUUUCUUAUCCUCAAGAAGUAAUACCAACUCUUGACAUGGCUGCAAAUGAAUUAUUCUUUGAAAAAUUCCCAGCAGCAGUAUUGGAGCAUCAAAUACAAGUGCGUCCUUUCAAUGUAGCCAAGAUUAUAACCAUGAGGGAAUUGAAUCCUACCGAUGUUGAUCAAUUAAUUACUAUACCUGGAAUGGUGAUUAGAGUAUCAAGACUAAUUCCACAAAUGCGUGAAGCUUAUUUUAAGUGCAGUAUUUGUGCGUUUACAACUCUUGUUGAAAUUGAAAAAGGAAAAACAAAAGAGCCUACAGUAUGUGCAUCUUGUUCGCAUAAGUAUUCCUUCACUUUAGUACAUAAUUUAAGUCAUUUUUCUGACAAACAAAUGAUAAAAUUACAAGAAGCUCCAGAUGAAAUGCCACAAGGCCAGACCCCUCAUACUAUUAUUUUAUUUGCUCAUAAUAAUUUAGUGGAUGCUGUCAUGCCUGGAGAUAGAGUCUCUGUUACUGGAAUUUAUAGAGCAGCUACUCAUAAGCCUAAUUUUGAACAUAAUUUGCAAGCUAUUUACAGAACAUACGUUGAUGUAGUUCACUUUAGAAAAUAUGACUCAAAACGACUACACGAUCAAGAAGAUGGCAAGGAACAUAAUUUCACACCUCAAAGAGUGGAACUUUUGAAAAUGUUAUCGCAAAAGAAAGAUGUGUAUGAACAAUUAGCAGGACAUAUUGCUCCUAGUAUAUAUGCAAAUACCGAUGUGAAAAAAGGUAUUGUAUUGCAAUUGUUUGGUGGAACUAGAAAAUCUUCAACAAUACAUGGAAAACAUUUUCGACCUGAUAUAAACAUAUUACUCUGUGGUGAUCCUGGCACAAGCAAGUCACAAUUAUUACAAUAUGUUUAUAAUUUAGUACCAAGGUCUCAAUAUACCAGUGGAAAAGGUUCCAGUGCUGUUGGUUUAACAGCGUACGUUACAAAAGAUCCAGAAACUGGACAAUUAAUAUUGCAAACAGGAGCAUUGGGAUUGGCAGAUAAUGGAAUAUGUUGUAUCGAUGAAUUUGACAAAAUGAAUGAAAGUGCUAGAUCAGUAUUGCACGAAGUAAUGGAACAGCAGACUUUAAGCAUAGCUAAAGCUGGUAUUAUUUGUCAAUUAAAUGCCAGGACCAGUAUACUUGCUGCAGCUAAUCCAUGCGAAUCUCAGUGGAAUAAAAAUAAAACUGUGGUCGAAAAUGUGAAAUUACCCCACACUUUACUUUCUCGAUUUGAUUUAAUAUUUUUAAUGUUAGAUCCUCAAAAUGAUGCGUAUGACAAUAAACUCGCAACUCAUAUGGUAUCCUUAUAUUAUAAAACAUCAAAAGACAAUGAAGAUGAACAACUAAAUAGGGGCAUUGUUCGUGAUUAUAUAGUCUUUGCAAAGGAACAUGUGCAACCUGUUCUCAACGAAGAAAGUCAACAGAGGCUGAUACAAGCUUAUGUCGAUAUGAGAAGAGUUGGGAGAGGACGUGGACAAAUAACAGCAUACCCUAGACAAUUAGAAUCUCUGAUAAGAUUGGCUGAAGCACAUGCCAAAUUACGAUUAAGUCCCAUUGUAGAGUUACACGAUGUGGAGGAAGCUUGGAGGUUACACAGAGAAGCUCUGAAACAAUCUGCUAUUGACCCACUAAGUGGUAAAAUAGAUAUUAGUAUUCUAACUACUGGCAUAUCUUCGGUAGCCCGGAAAAAGAAGAAGGAAUUAUGCGAUGCACUCCAAAAAAUUAUUGAAAACAAGGAUAAAAUUCACAUACUUAAUCAACAGAAACUUCUUGCAGAAAUUAGACAAUCUUCUGAAUUGAUGAUUACUAAAGACAUGUUUGAAGAUGCUUUACGGGAACUACAAGAUAAUGGACUAAUAACAGUGAUUGGAAGAAGCAGUAUUCGCAUAUCAUAAUUAUGAAUAUAUUAUACAUUUUACUAUUUUUGUAAAAGACCAGAUGAACUAUGCAUUAUAAAAGGUGUUGAAAACAUUUUUUUAAAUAAAG